Molecule: messenger RNA, 900 nt
Organism: Microsporum canis CBS 113480
Lineage: Eukaryota; Fungi; Ascomycota; Eurotiomycetes; Onygenales; Arthrodermataceae
Product: metallo-beta-lactamase superfamily protein
Exons: 3
Coding region: 1-900 (299 amino acids)
Biological process (GO): secondary metabolite biosynthetic process
Source: RefSeq, a predicted model, not a curated record
AUGGCAACCCAACUGGUUCCCCUUGCGGAGGUGGAGAGGCUCAGCGCCUCUGUGAUUAGGAUACUGGGGGGAAAUCCGGGGAAGGUAUGUCUGGUUACCAGCUCACUCUUGCAAGCCACUAACAAGUCGCCCAGUUCACACUACAAGCGCCUUCUCAUCGAUACCGGUGAAGGGAAACCCUCCUGGUCAGUCGCAUUGCAGCAGACACUUACGUCAGAGCGUGCAACCGUUUCCCAUGCCCUGCUAACCCACUGGCACCACGACCACGUCGGAGGUGUACGGGACCUGAGGCGUAUAUGUCCUGAUGUGCAGGUAUAUAAGCAUGAUCCGGAGCAAGGUGAGGGGCAGGGUGGAAUUGAAGACGGGCAGGUCUUCAGUGUUGUAGGAGCAACAGUGAAGGCACUGCAUACGCCUGGCCAUACCAAGGACCACAUCGCGUUUUUGAUGGAGGAGGAAGAGGCCAUGUUUACGGGUGACAACGUACUCGGGCAUGGGACGGCUGUCUUUGAAGAGCUAAAGACGUACAUGUCCAGCCUGGAGAAGAUGGGCGGCCACGCCAGUGCUAAUGGCAGAGGGUACCCUGGCCAUGGCGCGGUGAUUGAGAACUGCAAGUCCAAGAUAGCAGAGUACAUCCGACACCGGCAGCAGAGAGAGGACGAGAUUUUACGGGUGUUAAAGGACGGGUCGCUCGAUAGCAGUCAUCCCGGUGAUACGAAACCUUCCGGCUGGACCCCAAUUGAGUUGGUUAAGGUUAUCUACGCUGCUGUGCCGGAGAGCUUACACCUCCCUGCUUCUCACGGAGUGAUACAGGUUCUGGGUAAACUGGAGGACGAAGGCAGAGUCUCUCAGAGCCAGCAGAGCGGGAGAUGGACAUAUAACAUUAAAGGAGCAGCGCUGUGA